GGAGGACUACGAAGUCCUGCCCUUAGUGCGCAUGCUCGCGGCCCGGGCUGCUUCCGUGCAUGCGCAGUGCGGGCGCCUGGUUCUGGUCGCUCGGUCGCUGACCGGGAAGCGGAGGAAGAGGAGGAGGAAGAAGAGGGGGAGGAAGAAGAGGCCGCCGGAGACCCGCCUGAGCAAGAUGGCGGACGCCGGUCGGCCGCAGCGGAAGAUGUCCCGGGCCGGAGAGAGUUUGUACUGCAUCCUGGGCCUGGAGAAAGGGGCUUCCUCUGAGGACAUCAAGAAGGCGUACAGGAAACUGGCUUUGAAGUACCACCCGGACAAGAACCCGGAGAAUCCCGAAGCUGCGGAGAAGUUCAAGGAGAUCAACAACGCCAACACCACCCUCAGCGACGAGAACAAGCGGCGGAUCUAUGACGAGUACGGCUCCAUGGGGCUCUACGUCUCGGAGCAGUUCGGGGAGGAGAGCGUCAAGUACUACUUCCUCAUGUCCAAAUGGUGGUUCAAGCCCCUGAUGGUGUGCUGCAGUUUGAUCACCUGUUGCUGCUGCUGCUGCUGCUGUUGCUUCUGCUGUGGGAAGUGCCGCCCCCCAGAGGAGGAGGAGCCCUACAAGUACGUCAACCCCGAAGACCUGGAGGCCCAGAUCCGUGCCGAGAACGAAGCAGGCGGCGGAGAGGCCAUCCGCAUGCAGCCCACAGCCAGCGCCUCCUUGCACACCACAGACGAGACACAGCAGCCGCACAAGCCCUGACCCAGUUCAGCUGACGGUCAGAGCACAGCCCCCCCCCUGUUCUGCAGCCAUUCCAGAGACCACCCUCAGGCCCACAUGGCUGAGUCAGGCCUGCCGCUGCACUGGGGCAGAGAGACCCCCAGCCCCCACCCCGGGGGUCCUUGCCAAAUGCAGGGGGGCCACACGCCUGGCUGACCGCCCCACCGUCAUUGGGAGUCUUCUCAGGGAACCGGCUGAGGGCACAGCGGAGGAGGAGCAGGAGGAGAGCAACUUCCAGCCUCGCAGGAAGCUGGCGGGGCCAGAGUGGUGGCCCCCCUCCGGUUUAGGGCUGGCGGAAGAUGUU
Podarcis raffonei (Aeolian wall lizard) is the source of this 1067-nucleotide messenger RNA. It is a transcript of the gene DNAJC5G, whose product is annotated as DnaJ heat shock protein family (Hsp40) member C5 gamma. The record is from RefSeq and is a predicted model, not a curated record. The coding region runs from base 32 to 745 and encodes 237 amino acids. The transcript is spliced from 6 exons. NCBI's taxonomy places the organism in Eukaryota, Metazoa, Chordata, Lepidosauria, Squamata, Lacertidae.